AUGUUUUUGCACUGCCACGCGCAUGAUGACAAUCCAGACCACAUCAUACAUAGCCUGCUGCCAGUAAGGAUGCGCUCUCCCGUCCUUUGCAUCUCGUUUGCACUCCAGUGCUUCGUUCUCCAAAGCGCAUCCGAGUAUUCUUCCAAAUCCGGGCUGGAAUACGAAUUCGGUGACUAUCGUGGCAAGUUUUGUAUCGACGACCAAGGUUUUGUUUAUAGCAUCGGAGAGGUUUAUCAUCCGAGCUCCACCGCGUGCCCCUGCACCUGCACAGAGGACGGACCCGUGUGUGUCAGACCCAGGUGCCCGCGUAUACACCCGAGAUGCACGCGCAUCACAUACAAGUCCUGCUGCCCCGUGUGUGAAGCUGUCAGUAAAGUUUGUGUGUACGGGGGCAAAACUUACAGAAUACUGGAGGAAUUUAAGUUGUCACCGUGUGAGCGCUGCCGGUGUGAGGUCAACAGAGAAGUUUACUGCACCAUAUCCAGCUGCCCUACCUUACAUUGUGUGAAUCCUGUAUACGAACCCAACCAUUGCUGUCCUGUGUGCAAAAAUGGGCCAAACUGCUUUGCUGGAAAUCGUGUGAUCUCAGCAGGAGAACGUGUUGAGGUUGAUGAGCGGACGGUGUGUUUCUGCACUUACCGGGAUGGAACGGGGCAGACGUACCUUUACGCUACCUGUGUGGAGCGCCAACAAGCAGACAGUGAAGCCAGUGACUCCGACAACACAUCCAAACAGAGGGAGGAGACGGAGAAAGAGAGAGAGAGAGUGUUCUCACCCAGGCUGGAUGCCAUCCCAUGACGAGAAGUGUGUCUGGCACCAGCUCUCCUGACAGGCAGGAGGGGAUAAUUAAAAAUUGUAAUGGUAAAAACUAAAAACUCAGGCAAGUUCUUUCUUAAUACACAUUUAAGAACAUUUAAUUACACUAUUAAAAUCACCAAUGAUAAAAAAAAUUGCUGGUAUUUCAUUAAACUCUUCUCAAUGUACUCCGUAGCCAAGUUCACAUUCUUCUUUGGGUGAAUAGACACAAGUAUUUGGGGAAACUCUCUAAGCAGAUAAUGAGGCCGGAGGGAUACCGUGAGCAUCUCAAUGUCCUUCUCAAUGUCCUUUGUGCAUAAUUUGUCUCUCAUAACAAGAGUCUUGCAGAGCACCAUGCAGGUGUCACAACCUGCGCUGGGAUAACUGCCAACACUGACCUCUUUAGCCAACCCACCAUCCUGACCCAGAUUGGCAACCCACUGACAAGCAACAUGCACUAAUAAAAUCUUCCAUUACUAUACAUAGCACACUUGUUGUUCAGAAAUCAGGGUCAGUAACUUUUAAAAUAAAUGAGUUUAUGCAGCAAGGUCCCAUUAAAUUGAUGGCAUUACAUACAUUGUAAAUGUAAAAAAAAAAAAAUAUUUCAAAUAAAUGCUGUCCUUUUGAACUUUUUAUUUAUCUAGUAAUCCCGAAAAUGUAUCACGGUUUUCUUGAGCACCAAAAAAGCACAUUAGAAUGAUUUGUGAAGUCACACUGAAGACUGGAGUAAUGAUGCUGAAAACUCAGCUUGGCCAGUACAGGAAUAGAUAGAUUUAAAAUAUGUUAAAAUAGAAAGCAGUUACUUUAAUUUAUUUUGAAUGGACUCCAAACUUCUGAAUGGUCGUGUGAAUAUGUGUUUAUUACUGCAUAUCAUGUUGUAUACUUCUUACUAAAAUGCAGUUAUGCAGCAUUAUAUUUAAAUAUGGAACAUUGUAUUAAAAUAUUAUUCCCCAUUUUUCCAUCUCA
This is a messenger RNA of Carassius gibelio (silver crucian carp), 1761 nucleotides long. RefSeq names its product von Willebrand factor C domain-containing protein 2-like. Gene Ontology annotation, biological process: negative regulation of BMP signaling pathway. Gene Ontology annotation, cellular component: AMPA glutamate receptor complex. The record is from RefSeq and is a predicted model, not a curated record. The transcript has 3 exons. NCBI's taxonomy places the organism in Eukaryota, Metazoa, Chordata, Actinopteri, Cypriniformes, Cyprinidae. The coding region runs from base 1 to 798 and encodes 265 amino acids. Gene Ontology annotation, molecular function: protein binding.